Patiria miniata (bat star) is the source of this 2894-nucleotide messenger RNA. RefSeq names its product ubiquitin carboxyl-terminal hydrolase 30-like. Gene Ontology annotation, biological process: protein deubiquitination. Gene Ontology annotation, molecular function: cysteine-type deubiquitinase activity; cysteine-type endopeptidase activity. The transcript is spliced from 9 exons. The record is from RefSeq and is a predicted model, not a curated record. Gene Ontology annotation, cellular component: cytosol; nucleus. Bases 119 to 2731 code for a protein of 870 amino acids. Lineage: Eukaryota; Metazoa; Echinodermata; Asteroidea; Valvatida; Asterinidae.
GUAUAGGCAGGUACCAGUUAAUCAUUCAAGAUGGCAGCUUCCUUGCUUGCAAGAUUUGUGCACAGAAAAUGAGGAAUUUCCCUGGACUUUUCGUGCUUUCAUAGCAAUAGCUUCAGCCAUGCUUGCUCCGAGAGGCAGGCUUAUAAUCCCGGAAAAGUACCUGCCUUUUUUGGGAGUAGGGGCGGCAGUGGCAGUCACCCUCACCUACAUUUUCUGGGGGCCGGACGGCGAAGGCCGCAGUCACAAAGCUGGAACAUCAAAACGAAGGAAAGUUGCUGGCCUUGAGAAUCUUGGCAACACCUGUUACCUGAACACAAUCCUGCAGAGUCUGGCGUCUUGCCCGGCAUUCGUCAAGUGGCUGAGCAGGGCUCUCAGACAAGGGUUCUUCAAGGGGAAACAUAACGAGCUGGCUUACAAACUCUCCAAAACUCUAGAAGUUGUGAAUGACCACUCUGCCAACCAUAGCGGUUCCCAGGUUUAUUCCCCACAUGAAGUGCUGCACGCUCUGUAUGGAUGCAGCUGGAGAGCAGACAGAGACCAACAGGAUGCUCAUGAAUUGUUCCAGUUUCUUCUGUCUGUCUUGGGCGAGGAGAGAGAACCCAUCUCAUCUCCUGUGCCUCUGUGUGACGCCUCUAGAUUGAUUGAACCUGGAAGGAACGGCUUGACUGCACUUCACUCAGAUCUUCAUUCCAACAUCGAGGCCAAUCUACCCAAAGUGGCCUGCCGAGAUGGCGAGUCCCCAUUUAGGGGCUUGUUGGCUAAUCACCUGUUAUGCACAGUCUGUGGGCACAGGAAUCCAGUCACCUACAGCAGCUUUGAUUGCUUGACCCUCCCCCUCCCGACAACGGUCUUUGAAACUUUAUCUCUAGAAUGCAUCCUGGCCAAGUUCACCCAGCGUGAGUUGGUCCAAGACGUCGAAUGCACAGAGUGCUCAAAGAAACUGGCAGUCAAGACUGCUCCUCCUCCUCCAAUCAAUACUGCCCACAAAGUGGCUCCACCCUCAUCAAGAAGAAUAACCCCGCCCACACCAAAGAAAGUCCGAACUGCCCAGUCAGUUUCUGCUGUAGCUCCGCCUACUUUCCCAGUAGCCCCGCCUUGCUCAGCUAAUGCUCUACCCAGAUCACGAUUGGCUCCGCCUUAUUCAACAACCAUUCUGCCUCCACCAAUUGAGAGUACAGACAAUAACUUAACACCAGCAGAAGCUCCGCCCGCUUUUGGACAGGCUCCUCCCACCAGUUAUCAGAUGCACAGUGAUUUGCAUGUGAGAACUCCGCCCUCGGAGGAGUUGCCUAGCAACGUCUCAGACAGUUCAGAUCAGGAGAUAAAUGGUAGAAAUUAUGAAAGUGUGGGAGUGUCUUCAGAGACAGCAGUAGACAACAGAAGUGAUGCAGUCCUGUGUUACCAUGGCAAUGGUAACUUGGCAACAGAUGCAUCCUCUGUGGAGAAACUUCAAGAGCAUCACAGGGUUAUGGAGAAUAGCGCAGCGGUUUGCAAUGGUUCGUUGAAACUUGAUGAUUCGGAGGAAACACAUUCUAGCGAAUUGAAACAAAAUGGUAUUGUGACGCAAAAUUUGCACAAGGCAACGCAACAAAUGAAUGGAACAAGCUUUCAAAGAAGUGGAGAGCAAACGAUGCAAGAAACAGAACAGACUUCUACUGUCAAUGGUAGCAACAGUGAUUUGGAAAUAGAUUCAUCAAAGAGUGAUCGCUCACUAAACAACAGACAAGCAGAAAAUCCAAGUGAAAAAAUAAAAGAAAGUGUCCAUCAUAAAAGCAAUUUCCAGCAAGAACAAUUUACUGAGCUUGAAACUAUUUCAGAACGACAGGACAGUUCUUAUAAGCUAACCCCUCCCAAAUGCCAGUCAACUCCAAAACCACGCCUACAACCUCUCAUCAGAGAAACAACUUCAUCAUCAGCCAAUCAGAGUAGCAGGCCAAAGGACACGCCCACUUCUUCCAUAUUUGGUAGGAUACCUGGAACCAGUAACAUAAGUCCAUCUGAACUGGUCAUUCAGCCCAGCGAUGGUGAAGAAAGCGCGGAAUCAUCGCCAAAAUGUCGAAGGAGGUUUCACAAACAGCUGACUCUUGGAAAGCUUCCGCAGUGUCUGUGCGUUCAUCUCCAGCGAGUGACCUGGCUGGCCAAUGGUCUCCCGUCGCGCCGUGAGGAACACGUCAUGUUCCCUGAGUAUCUAGACAUGAGCCCUUACAAGCAGACAUCGGCUGUGGCUAACGGUACACAAGGCGGAGCCAAGCUGAUGAGGUUGUCCUCGGAUUUGUCGGAGGAUGGAGCCACGCCCAUGACCACACCCAUGACCACGCCCCAAAGCAGAAGGAGCAGUCAGAGUUUCAUAGGAGGGAGCUUUCUAACGGACCCCACUGGCAGAUGGUUAGUUGGCGGUUGCCUCGGCCAGAUGUCCCCCAGACUGACCCAUAAUGCAUCGGCAACGUCCGAGGACAGUAGCAGUAGGGGAAGGAGUCACAGUGGGGAAGUCAAUGGAAUUCCAGAUGUUUGCUCCAGACCACCAGAGGCCAGGUACCGACUGGCCUCGGCCGUGGUUCAUGUUGGCGAUGCGUUCACUGGACACUUCCUGACCUUCCGAAGGGCGCCCUCUAUUGCCAGUGAACCCCUUAGUGAAAACUGGCUCUGCAUCUCUGACGAGAGCGUGUACGCGUCGACAGCAAAAGAGGUUUUCUCUCAAAAGGCUUACAUGCUGUACUACCAGAGGACGUAGCCCAAUAGGCCUUUUUUUAUAGCGAAUGACGCUGCUGGAAAGAUGGCAUUUUUCUCUGUUCCAACGCUAGAAAAAAAUUUGAGGUGUUUUGGCAAAAUGAGACAGAAUUGGGCAGAGGAUGAAAUGAGUAAAUUUUGGUAUUAGGAAAAAGAAUAAAAUUUUC